AAGGAAACUGUCAGCAAUGAUGCACUCUCGUAAUGCUUACUAGAGCUGAACAGUAUAUAUAUAAGUCUGUGCAAAAGAGGCAGCUAGGCAGAUCUCAGGAUCCUCAAGGCUUGCCAUAGUUCCAGAAGAGAGAGUAGCAGGUCUUUCCGCAACUGCUACAUAUCACUUCAAAGUAUAAAAAGGCAAUGAAAAUGAAAAGUGUUUAUUUUAUUGCUGGGCUUCUUUUAAUGAUAGUUCAAGGCAGCUGGCAAAAUCCUCUUCAGGAUACAGAGGAGAAAUCAAGAUCAUUCAAAGCUUCCCAGUCUGAACCAUUAGAUGAAUCUAGACAGCUGAAUGAAGUGAAACGUCACUCACAAGGUACAUUCACCAGUGAUUACAGCAAGUACUUGGACACUAGACGAGCUCAGGACUUUGUGCAAUGGUUAAUGAGCACUAAAAGAAAUGGCCAACAAGGACAGGAGGACAAAGAAAAUGACAAAUUCCUGGACCCGCUCUCAAGCAAUGCGAUCUCCAAACGUCAUGCUGAAUUCGAGAGACAUGCUGAAGGCACCUACACCAGUGAUAUCACCUCUUAUUUGGAAGGUCAAGCUGCCAAAGAGUUCAUUGCUUGGUUAGUGAAUGGACGAGGAAGAAGAGAUUUCCCAGAAAAAGCUCUUGUGGCCGAAGAAAUGGGCCGAAGACAUGCAGAUGGCACUUUCACGAGUGAUAUCAACAAAGUCCUUGAUGACAUGGCUGCCAAAGAGUUCCUAAAAUGGCUGAUUAACACAAAAGUUACUCAAAGGGACCUUUUGGGAGAAUACCAGUAAAAAUGCAGAAUAAAAAUGGGAUAAAUGAAGAUCUUCAUUGCAUCAACUGCCAGUUAUUAAGAGAUUCUGAAAUCUGUAUUCUGCCAUUUACAUUGGGUGUAACAAAGCUAUGUCACCUUGCAUGCCAGGAAAUAAUUGUACUAUAGUUUAGUGUUGCCAAAGGUUUAUAUAUGGAAAACUUAUUGUCUAAGGGAUGGUUAUCUUAACAGCUUUAAGACUAUGAAAGUUCCAUAUCUUCAUAUUUUCCAUUUAUUAGGACUGAAGUAACUCCAUUUAUAUUUAAUGAUAAAAUUAUUUUUCUAAAAAGUUGACUUCUACACACAAAGGAUUCAAUCACCAAUUAUAUGUGUUAUUUGUAAGGGGCUGGCAGUUACAAAUGCCUGAGAAGUGAAUAUCCCUCUUAAAACCUUUGUUAUAAAAAGGCUAAGCUUUAAGGAUAUUAAAUGAUAGCCUUAAAUAAAUUUUUUCAAGCUUC
Messenger RNA from Aquila chrysaetos chrysaetos, 1281 nucleotides. It is a transcript of the gene GCG, whose product is annotated as glucagon. Gene Ontology annotation, molecular function: hormone activity; glucagon receptor binding. The coding region runs from base 186 to 806 and encodes 206 amino acids. Gene Ontology annotation, cellular component: extracellular region. The record is from RefSeq and is a predicted model, not a curated record. The transcript has 7 exons. NCBI's taxonomy places the organism in Eukaryota, Metazoa, Chordata, Aves, Accipitriformes, Accipitridae. Gene Ontology annotation, biological process: negative regulation of apoptotic process; positive regulation of insulin secretion involved in cellular response to glucose stimulus; adenylate cyclase-modulating G protein-coupled receptor signaling pathway.